Messenger RNA from Ceutorhynchus assimilis (cabbage seed weevil), 1570 nucleotides. NCBI's taxonomy places the organism in Eukaryota, Metazoa, Arthropoda, Insecta, Coleoptera, Curculionidae. The record is from the annotation of a GenBank genome assembly.
AAAAAAUUGUUUUUGAAAACGUCUAUUUCCAUCCAUAAACUAUUGACAAAUUUCGAGUUUUUCUUGUGAUAUAAAAAUCAAAAAUGGAACAAGACGAACAAGAUUUAGAAGAAGGAGAAAUCGAAGGCGACAGUGACGGUGGCGAAGUGGAAUACACCCCACUGGAAAGACCUAAAAAUUACGCCCUAGCGGUCCCUCUCAAACGAUUUCCGGAAGUAAGCACCCGAUAUAGUGAUAACGACGAUGAGGAUGAAUCGCAAUCUUCUCAUGAUGAUAGUGAUUCUGAUACAAGCCUUAGAGCAAAGCAAUCCAAGAAAAUUAAGCUAAAACCUUUACCAAAACGCCAAGACAGGUCGAAAAAAUACGAUGUUUGGAGUACCAGAGCUCAAGAAGACGUCUUGGCUGAAACAAUGAUUAGCUGUGAUGUCAGUCUGAGAGAUAGAUCGAGGGAUGUAGAAAGUUACGAUUAUACAAUAGCCCAAAAGUAUUACGCGGAAUUGGAGAACAAACAACAUGGAACUAAAAGAACUAGGGAUAAUAUGAAGAGCAAUACAUUUUUGCCUAAAAAGCGUGAUCAAAGUGAGGAGGAAGAAUUUAAUGGAGCUCCAAGGGAAAUUUCUGAUUUAAUUGUGAAUAGUUCAAACAGUGUCGAAGAAAUUGUUGAAGACAUUGCAAGUAAAUUGCAUGAAAAAAGAGAUGAUCUUAUUUUAAAAGUUGUCCAAGCAAUGGGCAAACAAAAAGCAAUUGAAAUAUUUAAAGAAACCAGACAAAUUGAAAUUAAAGGAGGAAUGCCUAUAAUGAAUCAAACAAGAAGGAGGACAUCAGGUGGUAUUUUUUUGUACUUAGUAAGAACAGAUUACCAUAUAACUCCAGAACAAAAAAAAUUAAUUUUUGACGAGGAGAGGCAAAUUUUCAAAGAAACAAUCAAAGCAAAAAAGAAGAAAAAACAUGACGCACUCAAAAAAAUUGUACAAAAAGAAAGGACUGAAUUAUUGCCAGACCUCUUGACAAGAGCUGAACUUUAUGCAAAUAGAAAUGUGAAAACGGAAGAAGAAAAUUGCACUAACCCGCCGCCAAGUCCAGAGUCUGACCAUCAAGAAAGUGCCGAGAUUAUGGAACCUCAAAUACUGCCAGUAAAAAUUAAUGAAAAUAAAGAUGUUAGAGCAGGAGACUUGAAGACUUAUGAUGAUGAUUUUUUGGAUAUUAGUUUAUGCGACAAUGAUAUGGAUUUGUUUUAGAAUACAAAGGAAACAACAUAUUUUGAGAAUUUUAUUUUAUCUUAUGGAAAAUCCAGCAUCUACAACAGAAAAUAUAUUUUAUGUAUUUUUCCUUUUUUUAAUAAAUAUGUAUUACCAUUUGAGGUAUAGUACACUCGACAUGAUCCAAUGUAACAGUAGUUUUAUCUUCGAAUUGAGCCUGAUAACACGCUCUAGCUGCAGCUUCUAUGACUAGAGUUUUUGCUAAUUCAGCUACCAACUCAACAGUGUCCUCUGACAUUUUGUUUUUCGGGUUGCUGAAUUUGGAUUUCAGUAAUUCCUUUAGAAUGUCCUGAAGCAGCAUUCCAUUUGAA